Molecule: messenger RNA, 998 nt
Organism: Morus notabilis
Lineage: Eukaryota; Viridiplantae; Streptophyta; Magnoliopsida; Rosales; Moraceae
Exons: 3
Coding region: 139-981 (280 amino acids)
Cellular component (GO): nucleus
Molecular function (GO): transcription corepressor activity
Source: RefSeq, a predicted model, not a curated record
CUCUCUAGUUUCUCGCUCUAAAAGUAGUCCUUUCCUCGAAUUCAACCUUCGUAGCCAUGAAAGCUCAGCUUCCGUAAAACCCAGGGCUUGAGUUUGAGCUUUCACGUGGGUUCGUCGCUUGUGUUUUUUGGCUUCUCCAUGGAGAUGGAUUCAAUUGAAGUGAAUGAGCAAAUUAUGGAUUUGAGCGAGGGUGCAUCUGUGGAGAACUCGAUUUCUCUAGAAGGUUCUGUUUGUGACGUCUUUGGGGAACCAGAAAUACUUCCUAGGGUUGGAGAUGAGUACCAGGUUGAGAUUCCCUGUCUAAUUACAGUCUCUGAGUAUCUAAGGAUUUCACAGGACCCGGCUGUUUUAGAAAUCAAUGCUGAUGAUUGCCCUAAUAGUCUCAUUGGAAUGUCUAUAUCGUUGAUAUGGAUUAGUGAGGAGAAAAGUGAGACCCAAAGCCAUGCACCAGAGAAUGCUUUUGAUAGUGUUGAUGAAAGCAACAACAAAAAUGAAUCCCUAAAAUCCGAAUGCAUCAAAGAAGCCGGUAUAGUUUUAGUGGGGAACGCUUUAAGGACUAAAGUUGAGCUUGAGCCCCUAGAUGUUGCAUCAAUCAAUGGGACAAACAUUGGUGAAUCAGAAAACUUGGUUUUGCAGAGAGAUGAAAGGACCGAAUUGCAACCAAGUCACGGAGGAAAAGGGCACCGCCUCGUCCCCGGUUGCUUGGAUGAUAGCUGGAGUGACCAGGAGGAGGCUGCUUUUCUUCUUGGUUUAUACAUCUUUGGGAAGAAUCUUGUUCUGGUGAAGAAAUUUGUGGGGAGCAAGAAGCUGGGGGACAUAUUGUCCUACUAUUAUGGGAGAUUUUAUCGGUCUGACAGAUACCGUAGAUGGUCAGAAUGCCGGAAAAUAAGGAGUAGAAAGUGUAUAUAUGGACAAAGAAUCUUCACAGGAUUGAGGCACCAGGAACUGUUGUCUCGUUUGCUUCCCCGUGUGUCUGAGUAAUGCCGGAACACUUUUCU